This is a messenger RNA of Uranotaenia lowii, 1110 nucleotides long. RefSeq lists its product as uncharacterized. Bases 1 to 1110 code for a protein of 369 amino acids. The transcript is spliced from 2 exons. Lineage: Eukaryota; Metazoa; Arthropoda; Insecta; Diptera; Culicidae. Gene Ontology annotation, biological process: sensory perception of smell; detection of chemical stimulus involved in sensory perception of smell. Gene Ontology annotation, cellular component: plasma membrane. The record is from RefSeq and is a predicted model, not a curated record. Gene Ontology annotation, molecular function: olfactory receptor activity; odorant binding.
AUGGCAUUUGUAGGGUUGGAUAUUUUAAAUGAAAAUUGGCGUCCGAACCUUUGGACCUUAUUCGUGCUGCUGCUGCUGGGGACUUAUCCAAUUUUGGCCCUUCGAUAUAUGAGGAGUAAUAUCGACUCGUUGGAAAUUCUAGCAGAGGCUUUUGCCGCGUUGAUAACCAUAACGGAUGCAUUCUGCGGAACAAUAGAGUUGAUGGUCGACCGAGUGAAAUGGCGGAAUGUCAUGGAAGAAAUACGCGACAGCCGUCGUUUGUUCGCAUCGCUAAAGACGUCUCAGCGCUUGUUCGACGAAUAUUUGAAUCUAAAUGUGAAGUAUGCUAAGGCUUUCUACGUCAUCUACGCGUCAUCUACUUCAACCUAUACGCUAAUGGCCAUCUUUCUUCCGGAUGAGAGAAAAUUCAAUCUGCCUAUUUCUAUUGGGUUUUAUUGGUUGCAUCGAGAAGCGUACCUCUUCUAUCCGGUAAACUUUGUGUAUCAGAUGAUCGGUAUGCUGGUUACACAACACGUUUUGCUGGCUCAGUGUUGCCUGCUGGUGACGUCAGUGAUGUCAGCUUGUUGCCGACUGGACGCGGUAAGGCUCAUGUUGGAAGACUUCAACGAGCGUAUUCGGGGGGCGAAAGAUUCACCGCAAGCCCUUGAACAGUCGCUCAACGAGAUCAUCGAAAUGCACGUACGCUGCAAAGACUUCAUUCGCCGCAUCGAGAAACAUUUCGCCAUAAUGUAUCUGAUUAUAUACGCCACCUGCGGAGGAAUUACCUUCAUGAGUUUGAACGUUAUCUCCCAGAAUAAGUUUUCAUCAACCAGUACGCUGAUGCUGGCAGCGCUUGGGACCAUUUUUAUCCAGUGCUACUUCGGAAAUAGACUACUGAUCGUCAAUGAGCGGUUGUAUCGAGCAGUCUACGAAAUCGAGUGGUAUAAACUAUCCGUCAAGGGGCAGAAAACCUUCAAAUUUUUCCUAACCAAUGCGCAACUUCCAACGCAGCUGAGCGGAGUGCUGAUGCCACUUAAUCUGUCGACAUUUGUUUCGCAGCAACAGCAGCGUCAGCACCGGAGUUGUAAAAAUUGUGUCCCGUUUUGCGUGAUAGUAAAUGUGGCCGGAUGA